UGUCACAGUAAUAACAAGGAAAUGAUUCGCUUGACCAAAUGAUUCAUAUUACUUUUAAUGGUUGUGUAAUCUAAUGUGUGGAUCGGUUUCAUUCUCAGUUAUUGUAACCAUUACAUUUAUGAUAACCAUAAUAUAGAAUAAAGAAAUACGUUUGAUGCAAUGCUUUAAAUGUGUUCGAUAACACCAAAUAACACUUAAAUUAAAAGCAACUGGUAGGCCUACAUAAUGACAAUUUAGAAAGAUGUGAAACAGCACUGAUAACCGUAUGCGUGACUUGGCUGAACAAAAUUUUCCAGAAUAAGAUGUCUGUAAGCUGAGGAACUAAUUUCAAUUUAAAAUAUGAAGUUACAAAACUUUGACAUUCAGUUCGACAACCCCCAGGGUGUCUUUUGCGCUGGACAUGCAGUCUCAGGCAAGAUCCAUGUCAACCUGGUGAAAGCAAUGAAAGUUAGAUCCAUAUCUUUACUCUUUAUGGGACAGGCAAAGACUCUUUGGACUCAUAAACAUGGCAAGAGCAAAACCAAAUACAGUGGAAGGGAAAUGUACCUUGAGAAAACCCUAACUUUAUUUCCAGCUGCUGGCACAAUUGGUGACAGCAUUGAACAUCCAUCUGGGAAUCAUGCCUACCCGUUUUCGAUCGACCUUCUUCCAUCAUUCCCAUCGUCCUUUGAAGGGAAGUUGGGACAUGUUAGGUAUUUCUGCAAGGCAACUAUAGAUCGCCCAUGGAAGUUCAACUCACAGAAAAUGCGUGCCUUUACUGUCAUUCAUCAUCUGGACCUCAAUCUUCUACAGAAUGCUGUGUUUCCCAUCCACGGUGAGGUAACUCAGACAUUGCACGGCUGCUGUUGCGAUGCAGGGGAGAUCACUGCAAGUCUAGAUGUCGGAAAGUCAGGGUUUGUACCAGGGGAGCCACUCAACUAUCAUAUAUACAUCGACAACAAGACUGACAAUCCAGUGAACAAGGUGUUUCUGUUUUUAAUUCAGCAUGUUAAAUACACAGGUGUCUCCGAUUCCUUUCUUUCAUCUGGUCGGCCAAAGUUUAUGACAAAGUCUCAUGAUUUCAACCUGUUCACUUCGGGAAGUAUGAUAAUCCGACCUCACAAAGACCACCACAUUAAUAACUCAACGUUAAUUCCUUCAUUACCACCUUCGUACAAUGACGGUUGCAAUAUAAUAGACAUUCAAUAUGAAGUCAAGCUGAAGGUCUGUUCUGGCUCUGAGAAAUGUGUUGUUUCAAAGCCCCUUUUCAUUGGCUCCAUUCCGUUACAAGAUAUGUCUCAACCUGAACCCCUCCCAAGAACGUAUGUUCAACCAUCGGCGCCGGCAAUUGUUUCUCCAGAGGCUUUGACUGUUGAGUUGCCGGCUGGGAACACACCCGGGGAGCUGGUGCUGCCACCUUCAUAUGAAGAAUCUGUUCUCCCACCCCCUGCAUAUUCAGAAUGCAUUUUUGGUCGCACACCAAUCUCUGACGAGAGUGAAGAAAAUGCCACCGAAACCAACACAGAUUGGGCACCGUCCUAUCCGUACUACGACUACACGCUGAGAUACGGAUCUCACGCACCUGGCACAGCGACCCUGCGGAGAUACCAUAGUCACGUUGAUGGCGAUGAUGAUGAUGAUGACGAUGAUGACAAUCGAUAAUAGUAGUCAGAUCAUGUGUUUGUAAAAUAGAGACACUUUGUUAUGAUGGCAAUUAUGUUGAUGAUAAUUUUGAAAAAUUAGGCUUCAUAAUCCUAAAAUAAUUUCAAUAAAAUCUUUGAACAACUACCAACUACCUUUCAGCUUUGUUGCUGUUGAAAACAGAAAUGACAAACACUGAUACUUAUGUUAUUUACAACGAUGAUACUGCUUGAACUGCUACUGCUGAUGAUAACAAUAAUUUUGAAUUACGUAAGCAAUUUUGGCAAACAUCAUGUUGGUUAGGAUGGAGAUGGUGAUGAUGAUGAUGAUGAUGGUGGUGAUGAUGAUGAUGAUGAUGAUGAUGAUGAUGAUGAUGAUGAUGAUGAUGAUGAUGAUGAUGAUGAUGAUGAUGAUGAUGAUGAUGAUGAUGGUUAUCAUGAUGAUGAUGAUGAUGGUUAUCAUGAUGAUGAUGAUCAUGAUUAUCACGAUGAUGAUGAUAUGUAAUAAGUAAAUCAUUGAAACUCUUACAGCAGUUACAUAAACCAAUAUUGUUUAUUAUGUUACUACUCAAUAUGGCCACACAAUUUUAGCUUUAAUUUAAAUAAUCAGUUCAAUGUAAAUAUAUAUUAUUGAUUUGUUAAAUAUGGUACCAGUUUGGUAUUAUACUGUUUAUAACAUUUGUGUGAACAUUUUAUCUGUUUAUUAAGAUAAUCAGGAAGUAACAUGAACUAACAUUUUUAUUUAUGGUAUUACUUAAGUUGAUUGAACAAAGUUCACUUUAAGUUAAAUAAUUAUUUAUUGCAUUAAAGACAUUGCAAUGUAAAUAGGUAUUAUUGAUUUGUUAAGUAUGGCAUCGGUGUUGUAUUAAACUUUUAAAACAUUUUUGUGCACAUGUUUAUCAGUGUAUUAAGAUAAUCAUGAAGUAAUCCAAAUAUUAGAAUGGCAUUUUAGUUGAUGCUAAUUUAAUGUUGAUCAAUAUAUAUCGAUCUAAGAAUUGCUUUUAUAGUCACAUUAUAGUCACAUUAUGCUCUAUGUGCUUCCAGUUAGUGCUUAUGGCCAUCACUUUUCAUAAGACAUGAAAUUUGAUGACAUGAGUGGCGUUCUGAGAAAACUGGGCAUAAUUCCUGUGCGUAAAGUGUCGUCCCAGAUUAGCCUGUGCAGUUCACACAGGCUAAUCAGAGACGACACUCCGCUUUUAUGACAUUUUUCGUUUGAAUGAAGUCUCUUCUUAGCAAAAAUCCAAUUUAGGCGUAAAGUGUCGUCCCUGAUUAGCCUGUGCAGACUGCACAGGCUAAUCUGGGACAACACUUUACACACAUGCAUUAUGCCCAGUUUUCUCAGAACACGACUCACAUGUUUCAAGGUGUAGGUUUGUUGUAAGAUUUAACUGUAAUGACUCAGGGUUGUUGUGAUUUUCAGCUUAUGGCGUCAUGUUCAUGAUAACAGGCAUUUGUGUAAUCAGAAACUCAGUUUUGCUUCCUUUUUACCAUUAAGUGUGUUGUUUUACCAUUUUGGUGUUGCAUGUACACAAAUAAUGGCAUAUACUAUUUGGAGUGAAUUCUGUCAGACUGGAAUUUGUGUGUAGCUAUAUUCAAGGGCUUUUUCCACUUGUCAAUUAUCAACUUUUUAAACUUUGUUGUGUUCAUAAAAUAUUUUUGUAAUGUCAAUCUACUACUUAUUAUCCCCACGCUCCGAAUUGGGGGGAUUAUGUGGUUAUCUCCGCUGUCUGUCUGUACGUCAGUCCUGGUCACUAUUUCCUCCUACACUAUUAGCACUAGAACCUUGAGCUUAAACACCUGGUAGCUAUGAGCAUAUGUGCGACAGUGCACUAUUUGGAAUUUUGAUCUGACCCCUGGGUCAAAAGUCGCGGCGGGGUAUACGCGUCGGCCGUAGCCGCGCCAUUUCUAGUUUAGUACAAGUUGCUUAUGGGUUUUCGUGUUUUUACCAACAAAAUGCAAAUUGGUUGUAGAUCUGUGAUUUUAUUUCUUAUAAAUGUGUUUAGGACUGUUUGACCCACUGUCCCGAUGUUAUAAAAUUUGUUUUGACAAUUUUUAGCUCGGCUGUUUUCAGAGAAAACCCGAGGUAUUGUCAAAGCCAGCUCGUCUUCCGGUGCCGUGCUAAAACCUUUACAUUUUGUUAACCUUUUGAACAUUGGCUCUAAAAUGAAAGUGCUUCCACCUACAACUUUGAAACUUCAUAUGUAGAUGCACCUUGAGUUCUACACGCAACACCCAUUUUGGGGUCACUAGGUCAAAGGUCAAGGUCACAGUGACCUCUAAAAAAAUAUAAAAAAUUCUGACAAGCUUUCAUUUAUUCAAAACUGCACCCGCAGCUGAGCGUUGGCACCUGUUAUGCGGUGCUCUUGUUAAAAACUAUGUUUGUUCUGUUAGUUUAAGUAAGUUCAACUGACCUCUAACUGAAGUGAAGGCAAAAUGAAAUAUAGUUUAAGGUGGCCGGGUGGCACAGUCCCACUGUGUCAUAAAUGUCCAGCCAAUUUGUAUGGAAUGACCCUAUUUGGACCUGAAAUGUUUGGCAUAUAUGGUGUAUUUUGUUCAAAUGUUUUUUUCAAACUUUCAAACUCAAUCUAUAUGAAUAAAUGUCCUUUUAUGACCCUUUAGAAGCAAAGUGAAAAUGGCUACGUGCAAACAGCAUACAACCAGAACAGCCUGGGAGUAACUCGCAGUCUGUUCAGUUUUAUGCUGUUUGCUGCUCAUCAGUAUCUCAAGUUUGGAGAUGAAUAUAAAGAAGUGAGCCUUAAAAACUUUAAUCUAUUAAGAAAGGUCUUAAAUUAAAUAUAACUUUCUAAGGGACUACAAAUAUGUGAAAAUACGUAUCUAAGUGGUAAAGGGUUAAAGAAGUAGGGUUUAUUUUUUGGACCUGUCUUUUGCAUGGUGGCGUGGUCUGUCUGUAAACCAAAUUAUUAUUCACCCGCAGUACAUGAGAAUGCUUAUAUCUGCCAUCGUCUGAUAUGAAAGGCUGGUAUCUUGGUAGAAAUGCAACACCAUUAUCAAUUUUUGAGGUUCACGGUUCCAAGGGUUUGGUCACAGGAGCUUGUGAACAUGAAAUUAAAUAGGUAGAUUAGUCAUUUCAAGUACCAUAAAUACCAUGUAAAACAUCCCUAAGAAGAGUUCCAAUCUUGAUAAAACACCAUCUGAACAGUGGACACUGAAUUCCAUUUUUAUUUUGGUAAUUGAAGCAAUGAAAGGCGUUUAAACAUCACAAUUUAAUCCACAAAUUACAUGUAUAUACAAUUGAUUAAGAUGAAAAAGUUUCAAAUGUCGUUUUAAAAUUAUUUUUUCUGGAAAUUGCAACCAGUUAAAGUUUUUUUAUGUUUUCUUAUAUAUAUUUAUUGAAAUGGUUAUGUGAACAUUCCUUUUUUUCUGCUAAAUGUUUCAAAUUUUAUGAAUUUCAUGAUUUAAUGCUUACUUAAUUACAUAACAAUGAACAUAAUUGAAUGCAUUAUUGAUAUAGAUAUCAAGUGAGUUUGUGUAAUUCAUUUUGUAAACAUAUAUACUUACUGUAUCUUCUGUCAAUAUAUUGUCUUCUAAACUUAAACUUUAACGAAGUCAAAAUGUUUAGACAUUUUUAUGUUUAUAUCUUUUUGCAUUCGGAGUUGUAUUGAAGUUCAGCUGUCUUUCUGUUCUGUUGAUAUGAUUGAUUUAUAUUGUAUACUUAAACAGGUAUGAAAUAAAUCUGUGUUGUUAAUUUAUAUAAUAUAUGUCACUUACUUGCCCCAAAACAAAUGUGCAUAUUAAUUUCAUCAUGUAAAAUGGCAUAUAUUUAGAAAUGCCUGUUGCUUUUGUUAAUGAAAUGCAUAUAUAUUAAAAAAAUUACUCAGUGAAAAAUAGUUUUAUUUAUCAUACUUAAUUUUGUAACAAGUUUUUUUUUGUUGCUACUGCUUUUGUUGUUGUUGUUAAGGUUUUGAUGGUUUUGUAUACAAAAAGUGAGAAUAAGUAAAAUUUCACCAAAGGGUUUGUAGUUUGAAUUCUGACGAUUGGAGAUAUGGGAUUGCAUUUUUUUUAUUUUUUUUAACCCCCCCCCCCCCCCCCUGUCGCCCCAAAGGGAAGCAUGUAAUCACUGGACUGUGUGUAAGUCCACCAGCAUGUCAACACUUUUCGUUUUCUGAUCACUUACUUAAUCAGUUUUCAUCGGAUCGUCACAAAACUUUCAAAAAAUGUUAAUUUGCAUAAAUAAUGACUAAGCUAAAUAAUCAGACAAAGCUCACCAGGCAUUUGCUACAAAAAUUAUUCAUCAUGGGCCAACUUUAGUUUAAACCUAGUUAUUUUAGCUCGACUGCAUAAAGAGCCUAAGGCUUAUUUGAAGCACCAUAUUCACAACGGCAAGGCGACCCAACUAUGAGCAUUAAAACUGGUCUCUUUACCCCAAAGGAUAAGGUCAUAGAGGUGAAAGGUCAAUUAUGAACACUUUUUAUAGAGAAAUAGAGCUUGAACUUUGCAUGAAUUUAUAAGUGCACAUGUCCUGGUAUUGACCCGACUGUGAUCUGUUUGGAUCUAUCUUUAUAUGAUUCAUGUUCUGAGAAAACAACACUUGGGACAACACUUUACGCACAUGCAUUGUGCCCCGUUUUCUCAGAACAAGACACAUAUGUGUAACUGUUGUAUGUUGUAUGCAUAACUUUGUAUUAACUGUUGCUUGAAUACUCACAUAUUUACACAGUAUGCUUCCAAAAGCCAUCAGUACUGCUUGUGUUGUUAUGUUCUUUUGUAAACUUUUAUAAUCUGGUACAAAGUACACUCUUAAGUCAUAGUUUGUUUUCAUUCUUGCUUGCAUAAUAUUUAUUUACUGUAUGUCUUUUUUUGUAUAAAAGAUUUUGAUGACUAGACUAACAUUGCGUUGUUGGCCUGUUACAUUGUAAUUAAGCUUUCAGAAUUAGCUGUCCAUAAACUGGAUCAUUUGAUGUUUGAAAGAGUACAUUAAAUAAUGGGAUGAAACUUGGUAAUACACAUUUGAUGAUGUUAGGAUAACGCACACAUUGUCAAAGGUUUGGUCACUGCUACUGCAACAUUUAGUAAUUCAAUUAUGAAUAGCUUUCAUAAGAAAUUGAAUUUUUUGGUUUAUACAAUGGGUCAGGUCAUUUUGACUUGUGUAUUGCUUGCAAUAUUAUGAAAGCGAUUUAAACAUUUGACACUGAUUGUUACAUUAUGAGCAUUGCAUAUUAACAUAACAAUUAUAAAUAAAAACACUUCAUUGUAAUCCAACACUCGCCUAAUAUAUUAAAUGUUCAAUAUUAAUUAAAAUGCAUGACUAAAUAAAACAUAUAAGGGUGAAUAACUGUGGUGGCUAUAUUUGAUUUUUAACUUGUAGGCAGGUAGCUGUCGUUUGUUUCUGAUUAUUGCUUUAAAAUUUGUACAAAAUAUAUGUGUUGUAUUUCUUUUAUUACUUAAUACGAAAUUAAAAGGUGCAGAACAGUGAUGGCUGGAUUUGAUUUUAAUGUAUAGGCAUGUAGCUGUUACAAGUUGGUGAAUAUUUCUUUUAAAUUUGUGUAAUAUUUUGCCACAUUUGUAUAAAGUCAUUUUGUAAUUAUGUCUCGUACUUUAGAUCAAUGCAAUUUUUGACUAGUUAGAGCAUUUGUUAUCCGUUCACAUGGCAUUAAUAAAUUAAUAAAUUCAACAAAACAGUUA
This is a messenger RNA of Dreissena polymorpha, 7262 nucleotides long. Its product is annotated as arrestin domain-containing protein 17-like. Lineage: Eukaryota; Metazoa; Mollusca; Bivalvia; Myida; Dreissenidae. Bases 340 to 1641 code for a protein of 433 amino acids. The transcript has 7 exons. The record is from RefSeq and is a predicted model, not a curated record. Gene Ontology annotation, cellular component: cytoplasm. Gene Ontology annotation, biological process: protein transport.